CGUAAAUUCAUUGCCGACGGAAAAAAAGCGAAGCGCUUGAGGCGCAAUAUUUGCAAGUUGCGCGUCUCUGCGGACGAUCGCGACGACUGAAGCUGCCGAUCCGCUUGCAUCUCGCACCUCGAUGGUCAUGCAGACGGACCUACCCGCCUUUCCCAUCCACCCGGUGGUCAUCAUCGACAACCAAGAAGAGGACCUGCGCGCCAAGGAGCCCGUAAUCGACGGCGGCGACGACGACAGUACGAUGGCCUCGCAGAAGGAGUGGAGUGACUUUCUCAACUCGAGCGUGCUUGCGCUCAAGCUGGAAGAGCCUGUGGACGAAGACAGCGCGCGGCCCAAGCCCAUUGCGAUCGGCACGCCGACGCAAAAGCAGCUCCGCGCCGGCUCGCCGCUCGUGCUGUGCAUGUCGCCGCUCGCGACGAUCCCGCCGAUUCCGUCGAUGGUCAAUAGCCCCGAAGCGACGGCGGCCGUGAACCCCACGUCGUGGCCGUCGUGGCAAAUGUCGAUUCCCGAUACGGACGACGUGGACGAGGACGACAACGACGGCGACCACAGUCCGUUGGGCAUCCCGCUCUUGAGCGAAAAGCAACACGCGACCGAGAAGGCGCGCCGCAUGCGCGCCAAGUCGUUCUCGGCCAUCUACGCCCACGAGCACCAUGCCGCGGCGUGGAGCAGCGAGCGCCACGAUGGCUUGGGCUUGAGCAACAACAACCUUCCGCCGCCGUUGCCACACUUGCAGCUGCCGCCGACGCCGUACCAAGCGGCGCCCAUGCAGUCCGUGUCCAACUUCAACAUGCGCCGCUACUCGGGUGACUUUGAUCACUAUGGUCACCGCUCGAUGGACCUUGCAUCGUCGUCGUCGUCGUUCUUGCCGCCGCCGCCUCCCAUGCCGACAGGCAAUCGGGGCAUUCGGUCGCAUAGCAUCGAGUGCCACACAAGCUCGUCCCACAUGCCACGCCCGCCGUCGAUGGGCAGCCCGUACCACGCGGUGACGCGCAGCCCGAUGCUGCGCCAAAACAUGCGGCAGCCGCCGCUCCCGACCAAGCAGUCUGGGAACCAGUACGCCGAAUGGCAGCGCCCCAACGACUUUGCACCGCCGCUGCCGCCCGACGCAGGAGCGUACUAUGGCAACCCAACUGCCACGGCCACCAACGGCAACAGCAACAGCAACAACUUUGCCGAGUACAUGCCCGAAGCGUACUACGAGGUGCAGUUCAAGCGUUGCCGCAAGGAUGUCUUUUCCGGUCUUGGCGGCUUCAAGCUCGGCGACUACGUCAAGGUGGAAGGCGAUCGCGGCGAAGACGUGGGCCACGUCAUCCGCAUGGCGCCCGACGCCAAGACGCUACGCAGCACGAACGACAGCGAAAGCAAAGAGCCUGCGCCGAUGAAGCGCGUCAUGCGUCUCGCCAGCGAGAACGAGCUGACGCUCUUGCGCGAGCAGCACAAGGAAGAGCAGGAAGUACUGCAGGUCUGCCGCAGCAAGGUGCGCCAGCGCAUGCUGCCCAUGAACGUCAUUGACGCCGAGUAUCAAUUUGACCGGCACAAGCUCACGUUCUUCUUCGAGGCGGACCGGCGCAUCGACUUUCGCGAGCUCGUGCGCGACCUCUUUGCGAUCUACAAGACGCGCAUUUGGCUCCAGCAAGUCGUCUCGGUGCACAAGAAGGGCAUGGCGCCCGAGUUUGAACUCGCGGACGGCCACCAUUAGACACUGACUAGAGAAGAGACGACCACGACGAAGCAAGGAUAUAGAAGACCCAAGGGAUUAGAGAACGCGCGGCCUGCAUGGUAGUAGAUACGUGUCGUGUGUGUGUAUAUGUGGUACAUAAGAUGAUAAUGCAUCUCGGAAAACACGCCAUUCUUGUACAUGUAGCACCAACUUAGA
Molecule: messenger RNA, 1879 nt
Organism: Saprolegnia diclina VS20
Lineage: Eukaryota; Oomycota; Saprolegniomycetes; Saprolegniales; Saprolegniaceae
Exons: 4
Coding region: 122-1702 (526 amino acids)
Cellular component (GO): cytoplasm
Source: RefSeq, a predicted model, not a curated record